Messenger RNA from Habropoda laboriosa, 516 nucleotides. It is a transcript of the gene Muted, whose product is annotated as biogenesis of lysosome-related organelles complex 1 subunit 5. NCBI's taxonomy places the organism in Eukaryota, Metazoa, Arthropoda, Insecta, Hymenoptera, Apidae. The record is from RefSeq and is a predicted model, not a curated record. Gene Ontology annotation, cellular component: BLOC-1 complex; transport vesicle. The transcript is spliced from 4 exons. Bases 10 to 516 code for a protein of 168 amino acids.
GCGAAAAAAAUGUCUACAAGAUCGCAGUCUGCUGAUACAUUAACAUCACGAGGGAAAAUGGCGUCCAUUAUCAAAGACACGGGUGAAAUUUGGAGCCGUCUAUUCGAUCAUCGACCGUUCAUCCAGGGCGAAGUCAGUUUCUUUCUGCGCGAGUUUCAGGACAAGAGGGGCGACCGAGAAGUGGAACGUCUUUUUAAGAUACUCGAAUAUUCCACGGACUUGAAAGAAAGUCAACACGAUCGUACAGAGCAACUUGGGGAUUGUCAUUUACCCAGCUUGAAGGCAAAUGUUGAUGUUGCAUUGAGUAUGUGUGAAAGAGUUCUUCAAAGAGAACAAGAUUUUGAUAGUGACAGAGUACUGCAAGAAAACAGAGAGUUAAGGAAAUUAGAAUGGGAGAAGUUUGUUAAUGAUAUGAGUGAAAAAUGUGAAAAAGUAAAUCAAACUUUUGAAGAGAAAGAGAAUGAAAUAAGAGAAUUUUACAUUGAUUUAGAAAAAAAGUUACAUAUCACACCAUAA